Messenger RNA from Entrophospora candida, 1617 nucleotides. NCBI's taxonomy places the organism in Eukaryota, Fungi, Glomeromycota, Glomeromycetes, Entrophosporales, Entrophosporaceae. The record is from the annotation of a GenBank genome assembly.
AUGACAGCGAUCGAAAAACAAAUAAAUCCAGCCUCACCAUUUACACCACAACCACCUUCCUCGCCACUUUCAACAACAACAGCUGAUGAGGGUAGUGAAAGAUCACAAUUAAUUGGCUCGGUAUUUCCAAAAGGAUCAAAUUAUAUAAGAGGAUUUUUAAAAGUGGCUGAUGGAGAAGGGAUAAAUCUAAGGAAUUUUAAGAUACAGGUUGCAAAGUAUGCCACAAUUUCAGAUAUUAUUGUGUAUGGAGAGGAUGGACUUAAUGAAAAUGUUUUAAAAGUUGCAAAACAAGUUGCUUGGGCACAACAAAUUUUAAGAGAGCAACGAUCAAUUGGAAUCAAUUAUGAAACUUUUGUUAUUCUCGAUCCAUUUUCUGUUUUUGAAAAAGAUUUUCUAAAUGUUGUAGCAAUAGAUAAUAAAGGUAUUUGGCGUAAUAAAAUUAAUUUUCCAGAACAGGAAAGGGAGGAAAUGAGAAUUCUUACAGCAGCAUCAGAAAUAUCACCAAAUGUUUGGUUAGGUAAUACACAAGAUGUACCAAUUUCAACCGAGUUAGACCCUGCAGAUUCAGCGAUCUCAUUGAUCGAUGAUAAUCCACACCAUUUUUGUAUUUGUAUUGAGGCACAUGAUCUUGGAGAAAUGCCAGAUAAAGAAACGCUUCAACGCCUAACCGAAGGACUUUCCACAAUACCAAAGUCUAGGCCAAUAUCCAUCAAAGAUAUAAUUCAUGUUGAUUGUAUGUCGUCAGCUGUAGGAUGUAAUUCAACAGCUUCAUAUGAUUCACUAAUCACAAAACUAUUAGAUCUUUGUGAGUUCAUCUCAGAAAAAGCAAAUAAUGACGAUCGUAAGAUACUAAUUCAUUGUGCAGAUGGAUACACAGAGACAUCACUCCUUGCGCUAACAUAUCUCAUGUACAACGAGACUUUACGACUCCCACAAGCAUACUUACGGCUACAAAAAACUCGCAGUUUCUUUGUGUACCCAAGUGAUGUGACAACACUGUUAAAUAUUGAGAAACGUGUAUUAGAAAGGAAAAAAGUUAGCCAAGAUGAAAGGAUCAACAUAGAGAUUUCAAAUAAAUUUUCGUGGUUUUAUUCGUCACAAUUUGAGGGAAGUUUUCCAAGUAGAAUCUUACCAUUUUUGUAUUUAGGAAAUUUAAGCCAUGCGUGUAAUGCUGGUAUGCUCAAGGCACUUGGAAUAACACAUGUAUUGUCAGUUGGAGAAGACGCCAGAUUGGAUGGGAAGGAAUUUGAUGUAUUAUAUUUGGGUAAUUUAUAUGAUGAUGGUAUUGAUAGUUUAUGGAACCAUUUAGAUUUAUGCGUAAAUUUCAUCGAAAAUGCACGCAGAUCGAAUGGAAGUGUGAUUAUUCAUUGUCGAGUAGGAGUUUCUAGAUCAGCUACGAUUACAAUAGCGUAUAUUAUGAGACAUCUUGGUAGAUCACUUGUAUCGUCAUAUUUAUUUGUUCGCGCAAGACGUCUAAAUGUUAUAAUUCAACCGAAUCUUAAAUUUAUGUAUGAAUUACUACAAUAUGAACAAAAACUUACAGGUAGAAUGGGAAUUAGUUGGCCUUGGUUAGCUAAAGAAAUCAAUGCAUUAAACAUGUGUUAUGUUGGGUCCUAA